AUCACACGUGCUUGGCCUUGGGAGUGACUGUGCAACUGCUAGCAAGUAUUUUCUGUCGUGCAGCUUUGAUUUUAGUAAAUAAAAUGAGUUCUGUGAAGAUUGGAAUUAUUGGAGGAUCAGGGCUUGAUGAUCCUGAUAUUCUUCAUUCCAGGCAAGAAAAAUUUGUGGAAACACCCUAUGGAAAGCCUUCAGAUGCUCUCAUCAUUGGCCAGAUAGAAGGGAUUGACUGUGUACUUCUAGCCAGACAUGGACGCAAACACGAUGUUAUGCCUUCCAACAUUAACUUCCGCGCCAACGUUUACGCACUGAAGCAGGAGGGUUGUACGCACCUCGUCGUCACAACGGCUUGCGGGUCUCUCCGGGAGGAGAUCGCUCCGGGGCAUAUCGUGGUCCCGGACCAGUUCAUCGACCGGACCUACAAGAGGCAGCAGACGUACUAUGACGGAGAGGAGGGCAGCCCUAAGGGUAUCUCACAUAUCGCCAUGCACUCCCCUUUCUGUGAAAGAACCAGACAGCAUCUAAUUGCAUCAGUCAAAUCGCUUGGUCUGACGUGCCACGAUAAGGGCACAGUGGUCACCAUUGAAGGGCCUCGUUUCUCAUCGCGAGCCGAGAGCAAGAUGUACCGUAUCCUGGGCGGAGAUGUGAUCAACAUGACCACUAUCCCGGAGGUCAUCCUGGCCAAGGAACAGGGGUUGUGCUAUGCCGCCAUCGCCUUGCCAACGGAUUAUGAUAGCUGGAGAGAGACCGGAGAACAUGUCACUGUAGAGGUUGUGCUGAAGACGUUCAAAAUGAAUGCUGCAAACGGAAAGAAGGUACUGCUCGAUGUCAUUCCAAAAAUAGCCGCUGAGGACUGGACAGAAACCAUCAAAGAACAUGAAACAACAGCCAAAGAAGCUAUUAUGUGAUUCAUCCGCCUUUUCAUCCAACCGCUUCAAGAACUUAAGAUAACUACAGCUGCAUAAGGUCAUAAGAAAUAUAUAUAUACUUAGCUGCAUAAGGUCGUAGAAAGGUACUUUUGCUAUGGAUUUUUUUCCAAUAAUGUACUAUUGAAUAUUGCUGAUUAACUCAUUUUUUUGCUCGUUUUAAAUUUUCUUCAAUUAUAGCUGAUAUGAGGUCAUUAAAAAUGUUCUAUUGCUAUGGAUUUAUUUUCAAGGAGGUAUUACGCGUAUUAAAGUAUUAAAGCACACAUUUUAUUUACUCCUUUUUUACUUUCCAUCAGUUAUGGCUGACUAAAAUUUUGAUUGUUUCAAUACUGAUGUAUGGUCUGAUAGAAGCAUACAAUGAUAAAAAUUAGAUCUAAGACAUUGGUCAAAUCAUUCUAAAAGGACGUGUGUGCUACUGCGUAUGAAUUAUUAUUGUUGCAUGUUACAUAUCUGGGACCCAUUUCAUAAAGAGAUACAAAUGUUGUAACUUUGCCAUUA
Molecule: messenger RNA, 1421 nt
Organism: Lytechinus variegatus (green sea urchin)
Lineage: Eukaryota; Metazoa; Echinodermata; Echinoidea; Temnopleuroida; Toxopneustidae
Gene: mtap
Product: S-methyl-5'-thioadenosine phosphorylase-like
Exons: 7
Coding region: 84-905 (273 amino acids)
Biological process (GO): nucleoside metabolic process
Cellular component (GO): cytosol
Molecular function (GO): S-methyl-5-thioadenosine phosphorylase activity
Source: RefSeq, a predicted model, not a curated record